ACCCUCCUACGCCUCCAGGCCCCCCUGUGUCCGCUCACUCGCUGAAAACUGGUCACAAAAAUUUACCCAUGAGUAUCUGUCUCCAUGUUCUUCAGUCAACGAUGCUAUAAACAAGCAUGAAUACAAAUGGCGGGCACCUGUGAUUGUUGUGUGUCACAAGAAGUUAUGAAAUAUAAUUUCAAAGUGCGUGAUGAGUGUAUAAAAACAUAAUUGGUACUAUUACAUCCGAAUAAAAAAAAUUUGUGUGAUUAUUUUGAACAGAAAUAAAUUAGUUGAUGCGACAACGGUAUGCCUCCGCUGUCGGGAGGAUUUGGUGAACAAAUAGAGGAUUAUGAAGUAUUGAACGUACUAGGAAAAGGAGGCUUUGCCAGCGUCUACAGGGCAAAAUGCCUUCGAAGCGGAAUGGAAGUCGCGAUAAAAAUGAUUGACAAGAAGUUGAUGCAGGCUGCAAAUAUGGUAGGAAGAGUUCGUCAGGAGGUGGCGAUACACUCCAGGUUAAAACAUCCAGCUGUCUUAGAAUUAUAUACCUUCUUCGAAGAUGCAAACUAUGUUUAUUUGGUACUUGAGUUAUGUCACAAUGGUGAACUCCAACGAUUCCUCAAAUCACAGAGCUCUCGCGCUCUUCCGGAGGAGCAUGCCAGUCGUAUUUUAAACCAGGUUGUCCAAGGCCUUUUAUAUUUACAUUCACAUCAGAUACUUCAUAGAGACAUGUCCCUGUCAAAUCUACUUUUGACAAGAGAUAUGCAAGUGAAAAUAGCAGAUUUUGGAUUAGCGACACAGUUAACACGUCCAGAUGAAAAGCAUCUAACCAUGUGUGGAACACCCAAUUACAUUUCUCCAGAGGUUGCCACUCGAUCAUCCCAUGGCUUGGAGGCAGAUGUAUGGGGCCUGGGCUGUAUGCUUUACACUCUGUUGGUGGGAAAGCCUCCCUUCGAUACGGAUGCUGUGAAAAGUACAUUGACACGUGUUGUAAUGGCUGAUUAUGCAUUCCCAACAACUUUAUCUGAAAAUGCUAAGGACUUGAUAAAUCGUCUCCUGAAAAAAAAUCCAAGAGACAGAAUACGACUAAGGGAUAUACUUCAGCAUCCCUUUCUCGCUUUACGUGAUAGAAAUCAUAGUACCAAGGAUAAAGGGAGUAUGCCCCGAGGAUUGUCUGGAGUUGAAGGUGGGGAUUCCGGAGUGGGCCGAACAAUGUCUUCCUGCAGCCACCCUCGUCUACGAUCCAGGUCUGAAGAAAGGCUACCGAAUUUUCCUGCUAGUCUAGGACGGUGUCCCACCCCAACACCUACUGCAAGAAGCGAGCCGUAUUAUGAUUACAUAACUGACGUUCAGCCAUCUUAUAAAGCAAAGCCAAAUAAUUACUCUCAAAAUAAUAAUUCAGUGUUAACUGGAAUACCUCAGCCUCCACGCAGCAGGAUGUUCUCAAUGUCUGAGCAACAAAGUAAUUAUGACAUACAGUGGGGAGAAGAUAAUGAAAAAGUUGAUAAACAGCAUAGAAAAAAUAGAGAGAGAAAACAAACUGAGGGUGAAGACGAAGGGAGUAACAAACUCUCUUUAUCACCAUUAAAUUCGAUAAGGCUGCAGGCAACUAGGCAUAGAACGAAGAACGCUGUUCUAACUAUAUUGGAUAACGGAGAAGUGUGCAUUGAAUUUAUCAAACGACGGAAUGGAAAGGAGAAGGUGAGUGAAGUUUGUCGUAUAUCUGGGGAUGGAUUACGUAUAGUCCUUUAUAAAGCUAGUGAUGGAACGAGCGUGGGUAAUGAACCCCCGCCAUUGCCAUCUCGUGGUGCGGACAGUAUUCAUUCAUACGAAACUCUGCCCCAACGUCACCAUCGAAAAUACAUCUACGCAGCUCGAUUCGUGCGGCUGGUCCGAGCCAAGACGCCAAAAUUAACCCUUUACACACCAAAGGCGAAAUGUUUAUUCAUGGAGAAUGGUCCUCAUCCAGACUUUGAAUUACAUUUUUAUAACGGAGCAAAGAUAACUCGGACCGAAGGUGCGGUAAAAGUAAUUGAAGUGCCUGGUGGGCCUACGUAUUCAGAGGAUGACUUGCCCCCAAGAUUGGAAGAGCUUUACGAACAUUACUCGCAAUCGUAUCAACGCUGUUUGCUCUUGGAAUCCACACUGGCAUCUCUGGAGACAGCCACUGGUCAUUCGUGCUUUCCAGCGAUAAUCGGACGGAGGCCAGCUACCGCCUCAAAUGACGCACUCUGCUUAAGAGGAAAAGAAAAUAUAUCACAAAGUGCAACUAGCACACCAAUAAUGCCAUCAUUUAAUGCGAGCUGUUCGGUUGUCUCUACCGUUGCAUCUCGUUCACGGAGGUCAAAUUCCGUCUGCGUAUCGACCAAUAUUACCAACACCAAAAUAUCAAUCCCAGGAGUUGGUGUAGCCACCCAAUUGUCCUCUGGUGAUGUUAGAGUUGACUAUAGUGAUGGGUCGACGCUAACGGUGAGCCCACAAAGUAUGGGAGGCGGGCUGACUUACGAAAGUUGUAGUGGCACUGUGACAAAGUACAAUCAAAAUUAUCAGCAAAAUUCAGAGGUGCCUUCUGCCAUUAGGGAUAAGCUAAGGCAUUUGCCCACCAUCAUAAAACAUCUCAUGCAACCGAAGCAUCGAAAUAUACGCUAAACAGCCCAUGAAAUUUGAGUCUAUAUACAUGAAUUCCGUUAUUUUUAAUAAAUGAAUUAACGUAAAUAGAUAUAUUUAGAUAGAUUAUGUAAGUAUAUACAAUUAUGUAACAUUUUCUUGCGAAAUGAAGAUAUGUAUUUUGAUAUUAUCCAAACGUAUUUAAUCCUCGACUGAAAGUUACGGAAAUAUGGCUUUAUAAAAAUUAAUACUAGCUGUUUCCAGCUAAUUAGAGCCACAGGAACCCAGAAAUCGCAGUUAAAAGAAAUUCCUACUAGCAGUUUCAGAGGUAAAACUUAGUUUUUUGAUUCCCUAGUUGCAGUUUUGAAAUCAUUGAUCGAAGCGUCUUGGUGCGCAAAAACUUUUUAUCGCAGAAUUAAUUUCAGGGUGUCCUUUUUUCACUAACUGCACCCAUGUGAAUUCAGAACUGACAUCCAGAGCGCCGUAGGAUCAACUGCUGCAAAAAUAUGACACCCUUUGUACGUUUUACGGUCGUAACAAUUAGCUGAUUGCUCCCAGCGAUUGCAGGUAAUGUUGAAUGGGUAUCCCUCGCCAAAAUACGCCGGAAUAGCGUCUGAAUUAAUGAUCACAUCAUUAUUCAAAAUCGGCUCAAAUUUAUCGAAAUAAAUUGUAAGGGAUUAGUUUUUUUUUGACGCGAUUUUUGAAGUCCAUAAUUUAAUUGUUCCGAAAUCAAUUUGUUGUACCAUUUCUGUAGUUAAUGAAAUCCGGUGAUUUUUAAAAUAUCUUGAAAACAUAUUCGUAUUGUUAUGUGAUGAUCCAGCUUGACUUGAGAAAGUUUCACACGUUCGUUUACUACGAUUUUGGAAUCCUCCGCAAACUUACAAUGGUACUGUCUCAAACACUUUCCUCAAUUUUUUAUUUUUGCUAUGCCUUCCCAAAAACGGGGGGAAAGUUUUUCUCGUUUUUGCCAUUUGCAAACAAAUUAAUUCUAUCGAUCGGAAGGAGUUGGAUUACGCUUCCCUGCAGCGGUACGGUGCAAAUCUGCAUUUACUAUCCGAACUCCUCGCCUAUUUUUAUACGUAAUAAUUUAGGUAAAAAACUGACUUGUCAUCCUGCAACAUGUUAAAUAAAUGCACCCGCACUCCCAGCUCUGCCUUUGCUGAAUUAUAAUUUUUGUUAUAAAUUAAAAAUAAAUAUUUUCUUGCUUAGAUCUUAACAAUGUAUAUUUUAUAUGUAACAUUUUUUAUCAUUGGUUAUAUAUCGAAUGUAAUUCAAUUCGUAAUUGAAUAAAGCAGUACAAUCCUGAUCAGGCUGCUGUAUGACAAGAAUGUUCGAUCGUGCACAUUGUUAUCCAUUACUUUUUCCAAUCGAAGUUGCAGUGUUGUAAAAUAAUACAUAAGUUACGUAGGGAACACAUUUAAAAGAAGUGAAUAGGCAUUUUAUUCACAAGAGGCAUGUAUAGUUACAGUAUUUCAAAUGAACUGGUUUAUAAUAAUAAUUAGUAUGAUAUAAUAAUUCACCGAUCCAACUACAUAUAGAAGUGCAAGCACAUUGUCGAUAUCGUUAUUAGAACUUGUCCAAGUAUCCAAAUUAAUAUUCAUGCCCAUACCAAUUUCAUUGUUGGGCCAGAUUAAAAAUCUAAUACGUAUGUGUAUACCAUCCCAUUAAGCGACAAGCAGUUAUAAGAUUUAUUAUUAUACAUUUAUUUAUCGCUAAAUAAAUAGUAAAUUUUUCAAUACUAUCUCAUUUUGUGUUCUGCUUUGUUCCAUAGUUUUUUUGCUCACUCACACUUUGAUAUUCUCUGAAGGCAAAGUCGGAAGUUUUUUCACAUCAUUUUUAGCACAGUUUCUUGUAAAUCUGACGUUCAUUUUAUUUUAUAUAUUUGCAACGUUAAGCUGGUGAUGUGUGAUCGAACUUCUCAAAUGAAACUUAAGUUACUUCAAAUUUCUUACAGACAAUCCGACAAUUUUCAAAUUUCAUUGAAACUUCGCCAUUGGUACGAUCAUUAGGUUUAUAUAGACAGAUAAAAAUUGAUUCUGUAUCGAUCAUCAUCGCGAUGUAAUUUUUAACGAACUUGCCUGUCAGAAAUCAACUCGGGACUCACAGCGCAAACGAUGAUUUCACCUAAGAAAGUUCCACAUAAUUAUAUUACGUUAGGUAUUGUCUCCAAUGGGAUAUUAACUUGCUUUCAAACUUUAGCGCAAUGAUAUUUCAAUAUUUCAUUUCAUUUAUUCUAAGCCUGUACGUCGCAGGACACAACCGAAGUUUCAAACCCCGAAACAUGUAAAUGCGUUCGCCAAAUUCCUAUCCAACUCCACAACGAUGUAUUAUAUUGAAUUUGCGUUUUAUAUUUACUUUUCGCCUGAAAUGAUGGCGUCUGAUUACCGUCGUAUCUAUUUUGUCGUCAGCGAGCUUUCUUGAAUAUUAUUUUUUUUAUUAACGUCGCUUCAUCACAGUGAUAUUUUACUGAUUCAAAAAAUUUGAACUAAAACAGAAUACGGGAUUCCCUUUUUUAAAAUGAGAUUCAUGCUUAUUUUACACCUACCCUAAGAACACAAAGCGUAUAAUAAAAAUUAACACUUUAAACGCAGGAUUAUAAGGACUAAAAAAAAAAAAAAAAUAUUCACUUAAGUAUGAUAAACAUUUUAAAAUUGUUGAAUUCAGCUAUGAGAAAAGAUAUGAGUUCCAAGCUUACGUCGAGCAUUCCGUGCCAGAUUUUUGAGGAACUGCAAAAUGUGAAAAUUGAAAC
This is a messenger RNA of Neodiprion fabricii, 5335 nucleotides long. RefSeq names its product serine/threonine-protein kinase PLK4 (gene SAK). The transcript has 11 exons. The record is from RefSeq and is a predicted model, not a curated record. The coding region runs from base 289 to 2628 and encodes 779 amino acids. Gene Ontology annotation, molecular function: protein binding; ATP binding; protein kinase activity. NCBI's taxonomy places the organism in Eukaryota, Metazoa, Arthropoda, Insecta, Hymenoptera, Diprionidae. Gene Ontology annotation, biological process: protein phosphorylation.